GUGAACGAGCAUAAUCAGAUAAGGUUUCAUUCUAAAAUCAAUUAACAAUAAUAUUAAUAGGAGUAUUUACUUAGAUUUCAUUAGAUUAUACCGUAUGAGUUACAUCCCGUUGUACUGUGAAUGAGCUGAAUUAAAGUACUCCAACAGUCCAACUAUUGGAGUUUAUUUUGUACAAGUGUAAUUUUUUACUCACCUUUAAAAAGCUCUAUAAAUACUCAGAAAAUAAGCCUAGCUUCAUAAUUCAGAAAUCAGAACCAUAUAAAUAUAUAUACUCCAUUGCCUGGUUUUUCCUUUAAUUUCUCUAGUAUCUUAUAUCUUUUGUUAACCAUCUCUCUUUGACAAUGGGCGCCAUGGACGAGCAUCAAUAUGAAAUGAAACUAGAAGGUGCAUUGAACUUGGGUUGCAUGAAAACUGGUAUGGAAAUAGAACCAGAAAUCCAGGCUGCUGUGAGGAUCUUACUGCAAGGCUUGGGCGAAGAUGUCGAUAGGGAAGGCAUCAAAAAGACUCCUCUUCGCGUUGCCAAGGCUCUCCGAGAUGGAACUAAAGGUUACAAGCAGAAUGUGCAGGAGAUUGUGGAAGGUGCUCUAUUUCCUGAAGCAGGACUUGAAAAUAACAGAGUUGGCCAAGCAGGAGGAGUUGGAGGUCUUGUAAUAGUCCGAGAUCUGAAUCUCUAUUCAUACUGUGAGUCUUGUUUGCUACCAUUCCAGGUGAAAUGCCAUGUAGGUUAUGUUCCAUCCGGACAACAGGUUGUCGGCCUUAGCAAGCUAUCUAGAGUUGCUGAUGUCUUUGCUAAGCGCCUCCAAAAUCCACAACGACUAGCAGAUGAAAUAUGUUCAUCUUUGCAACUUUCCAUUAGGCCAACUGGUGUUGCUGUUGUUCUUGAGUGUCUUCAUAUUGAUUUUCAGUCUGGUGGGUGGGAAAAGCUGAUGGUCUCGUCAGGAUCUGGGGUUUUUCAAGACCAAAAAGAUGUUAAUAAUAAUAACAUUUGGACUGAGUUUUUCAGUCUUUUGAAGAUUCAAAGCUCUGUAUCUGGUAACACCCAAAAGAGAAUUAACUCCAUCAGUCAUUGGUGCCCAUCUGAAGCUUCUGAAACCAGUACUAUUCCGCCGUCUGGUAUGAUCAGUGCAGUUACUUCCAUGCUUAGAGCUUUGGGUGAAGAUCCUCUAAGAAAAGAGCUUGUUGGUACUCCUACUCGCUUUCUCAGUUGGCUUAUGAACUUUCAGAUCUGUAGUAUUGAGAAAAAGCUGAAUGCAUUUGCUGGUAAUAUGUUGGAACCUAAUAUGAAAGCAAAUGGUGAAGUGAAAUGCAACAUGAAGGCCUAUUCAGAGCUUAACUUGCCAUUGUGGUCAAUGUGUGAACAUCACUUGCUUCCUUUUUAUGGAGUGGUGCAUAUAGGUUACUUUUCUGCUGAAGAAAUAAAUCCUACCAGAAAGUCCAUUCUUCAGGAAGUUGUGCACUUCUAUGGUUCCAAGCUACAGGUGCAAGAGAGACUUACUAAAGAGAUUGCUGAAACAGUUGCACCUUUUCUUGGUGGAGACGUAAUAGUCGUAGCAGAGGCUAGCCAUACAUGUAUGCUUUCUCGAGGUGUCGAGAAGUUUGGGAGUAGCACAGCCACAGUUGCUGUUCUUGGUCGAUUUUCAACUGAUUCUGAGGCUAGAGCAUUGUUCCUGGGAAGUCUUCCCUAGCUAGUUAAGUGUAUUCGAAUUUGUCAUGAUAGAUCUUUUAAAACAUUUGCUGUAAGGUCAUAUGUUGUCUGAAUGUCUGUUGUGUUGAAUAAAAGUAUAAAACAUCGAUCAUCUUUAUUAAGUUGUGGUUUCUCCUGAACAUCUCAUUCUUUUACUCUUUAAGAACUGGUUAUGGCAUUGUAGUUUUUGAAUUUGGAACAUUGCUAGACUGUUUUACUGACUACCGUCAACUUAUGCCGUUUUUAAUCUUGGGAAA
Spinacia oleracea (spinach) is the source of this 1941-nucleotide messenger RNA. Its product is annotated as GTP cyclohydrolase 1. Bases 342 to 1685 code for a protein of 447 amino acids. Lineage: Eukaryota; Viridiplantae; Streptophyta; Magnoliopsida; Caryophyllales; Amaranthaceae. Gene Ontology annotation, biological process: tetrahydrofolate biosynthetic process; tetrahydrobiopterin biosynthetic process. The record is from RefSeq and is a predicted model, not a curated record. Gene Ontology annotation, molecular function: GTP cyclohydrolase I activity; zinc ion binding; GTP binding. The transcript has 2 exons. Gene Ontology annotation, cellular component: cytoplasm.